This is a messenger RNA of Acanthosepion pharaonis, 1113 nucleotides long. The record is from the annotation of a GenBank genome assembly. NCBI's taxonomy places the organism in Eukaryota, Metazoa, Mollusca, Cephalopoda, Sepiida, Sepiidae.
AUGAACAGCUGGACGACGUGCGAAAUCUUUCCUAGCAGUCUUCUCUCUCUUUUGCCUAACAGACCACUUCCCUCACUCUCUCUUGGCUGCCUGAUUCUCUCUCUUGCCUUUCUGUCACCCCUUUUUCUUUUAUAUUGCUUCCUCUCUCUUGCUUCUCUUCACUCUCUCUUCCUCACCCACCCCCUCUUUCUCCCUGGCAGUCCCUCUCUCUUUUUUCUUCUUGCCUCCCCCCUCUCUCUCUCUUACAUGCUUGGUCCCUUUCUUUUGCCUGCCUCUCUCUCUCUCAGCUGUUUGUCGCUCUAUUUCUUCACUGCCACCUCUUUUUCAAAUGCAAGUUCUUCUAUCUCUCCUACCCACCCACUUGCCUUCUUGCUUUCCUCUCACACACACACACACUCUCUCUCUCUUGCUCGGUUGUCUAUUCUCUCUCUCUCUCUCUCUUUCUCUCAUUCUAUUCCUUACUCUCAAAAUGCCUCUUGCUCAAAUAUACUAAACUGUCCAUUAUCUAUCUAUCUAUCUAUCUAUCUAUCUAUCUAUCUAUCUAUCUAUCUAUCUAUCUAUCUAUCUAUCUAUCUAAUCCCGUCCAUUAUCUAUCUAUCUAUCUAUCUAUCUAUCUAUCUAUCUAUCUAUCUAUCUAUCUAUCUAUCCCGUCCAUUAUCUAUCUAUCUAUCUAUCUAUCUAUCUAUCUAUCUAUCUAUCUAUCUAUCUAUCUCAAACUGCUUUCCUCUUUUUGUACUUAAACUUUAUGAAUGCAUCUAUCUAUCUAUCUAUCUAUCUAUCUAUCUAUCUAUCUAUCUAAUUAUGUUCACUAUCUAUCUAUCUAUCUAUCUAUCUGUCUACCUAUCUAUCUAUCUAUCUAUCUAUCUAUCUAUCUAUCUAUCUAUCUAUCUAUCUAAUUAUGUUCACUAUCUAUCUAUCUAUCUAUCUAUCUAUCUAUCUAUCUAUCUAUCUAUCUAUCUAUCUAUCUAUCUAUCUAAUUAUAUUCAUUAUCUAUCUAUCUAUCUAUCUAUGUUCAUUAUCUAUGUUCAUUAUCUAUCUAUCUAUCUAUCUAUCUAUCUAUCUAUCUAUCUAAUUAUGUUUAUUAUCUAUCUAUCUAUCUAUCUAUCUAUCUAA